CUCUGCUUCUAACUGCAUAGCUUCACAUUGCUCUCCAUCCAUCAUCUGUGAUUUCAGUUUCGAUUCCAAUUCCGAUACCAAUUUCCGUCACAACUCGCUCGCCAUUGAAUCUCGCAUUAGUAGUAAUGGAGAAUAUGGUACUGAAGCUGGCAGCCGAGAAGCCGGUGGUGAUCUUCAGCAAGAACUCGUGCUGCAUGUGCCACAGCAUCAAGGCGCUCUUCUCCGACUUUGGUGUGAACCCUGCGGUCUACGAGCUCGACGAAAUCCCGCGAGGACGGGACAUCGAGCAGGCUCUCGGGAGCAUCGGGUGCAGCCCGGCAGUGCCUGCCGUGUUCAUCGGCGGGGACCUGGUGGGUGGCGCCAAUGAGAUCAUGAGCCUUCACCUCGAUCGUUCCCUAAAGCCCAUGCUCAAAAGGGUUGGUGCUAUUUGGGUCUAAAACAUGAGUUUUUGUAUCCAUAAAUAUAUAUAUAUAUAUAUAUAUAUAUAUAUAUAUAUAUAUAUAUAUAGACGUUCUGGGAAUGCAAUUAUGAUAUAAUAAACAUGAGUUUGGGUUAA
Messenger RNA from Malania oleifera, 556 nucleotides. RefSeq names its product monothiol glutaredoxin-S4-like. The transcript has a single exon. The coding region runs from base 126 to 437 and encodes 103 amino acids. Lineage: Eukaryota; Viridiplantae; Streptophyta; Magnoliopsida; Santalales; Ximeniaceae. The record is from RefSeq and is a predicted model, not a curated record.